Gigantopelta aegis is the source of this 1301-nucleotide messenger RNA. RefSeq names its product purine nucleoside phosphorylase-like. NCBI's taxonomy places the organism in Eukaryota, Metazoa, Mollusca, Gastropoda, Neomphalida, Peltospiridae. The record is from RefSeq and is a predicted model, not a curated record. Gene Ontology annotation, biological process: nucleoside metabolic process. Gene Ontology annotation, molecular function: purine-nucleoside phosphorylase activity. The coding region runs from base 62 to 967 and encodes 301 amino acids. Gene Ontology annotation, cellular component: cytoplasm. The transcript is spliced from 6 exons.
CAUUUGCUUCUCUUCGUGCAUAUACUAGUAAUUCAUUUAUUUCUGAAAAUCUUAGUCCGCCAUGUCCAGACAGAGGCGAGUCAGCAGUUUCGACGACGAAGGAGUGAGAUCUCUACUGACAAGUUACACAUAUGAAGAAGUGGAAGAAAUAGCGAACAAUAUUUUGAAGCGAGUAAAAUGUCGGCCAUCACUAGGUAUCAUCUGCGGUUCGGGUCUGGGUAAACUCGCCAACACGGUGACCAAUCAGGAGAUUAUUAAAUACAAUGAGAUUCCAGGAUUCCCAGUCAGCACCGUACCGGGCCAUGAAGGCAAGCUGGUGUUUGGUCAGAUGUGUGGCAAAUCGGUCGUUCUCAUGCAAGGUCGGGCUCACUGUUACGAAGGAUACUCACCACAAAAGAUUACCCUCCCGGUGCGUACAAUGAAGCUGAUGGGCGUGACCACUCUGAUUGUGACGAACGCUGCGGGCGGGAUCAACGAAAACUUCAAGGUGGGGGACGUGAUGAUAAUCAAGGAUCAUCUUAAUCUGGCAGGAUUUGCCGGGGUUAAUCCACUCGUGGGACUCAAUGAUGACAGGUUUGGUCCUCGGUUUCCUGCGAUGUCUCACGCCUACGACGUGGAACUGCGACGUAUCGCCAAGGCAACGGCCACAGAUAUGGGCUUCGACAGUUUCUUCCGCGAGGGCGUCUAUAGUAUGAUGGUGGGCCCGUCGUUUGAGACCGUCACCGAAUGUAGAUACCUCAAGCUUAUAGGGGUCGAUGCAACAGGUAUGAGCACUGUUCCGGAGGUGAUCGUGGCCCGCCACUGUAACAUGAAGGUGCUUGGUCUCUCACUCAUCACCAACGAGUGCAUCAUGGAGUACGACGCGACCAAUUUCGCAAACCACGAGGAAGUUCUCCAGACCGGGGAAAUGCGCAGCAAAGAUCUACAAGCCUUUGUGUCGAAGAUGGUUGAGCAUCUAAGUCUAUGAAGCAAAUAUUCCUAGGUUUAGGGUGUUUUUUGAGGGAGUUUACAGUCAAGCCUAUCUGUUUGGGGUUCAUGGAUAUUAGAUAUUAUUACGGUUCACAUAGAUAAGAACUUUAUAAGUAUAGAGAUUUAUGAUAUUUAUUGGCUUAUUAUUUUAUAUAUAUACCGGUACACAUAUACAAUAUGUGAAAUAUAGUGGACUUCUUCACUUGCAGUCAUGUUGAUUAUAAUUGAAGUUUACAAGCAUACCGGUACAUUGUUACAAUAUAAUGGAAUAUUUUUGUAAAAGAAUAUGUUGGGUUUUUUGGGUUUUUUGGGUUUUUUUUAUGAAAUGGUAU